AUGCCGGAACCACUACCUCCUUUGGCACCGGUUCCACCCCCGGAGGUGCAGAGCACCGUACCACCCAACGAAUGGGAGCUCUAUAUAGAUGCGUGGAUCUUGUUGCUGCAAGUACGCAUAGAAGCCCCUGAUUCCCAAUUCAGGGAGAUUGCCGCCAAUGAUGAAUCUGCCGUGACAUUCUUGACCUCCUUCUAUCAUCAAUCCGCCACAUCUGGGUUAUCUGGCUUCCAUGCCGGGCUUAAAGCGCGAUCAUUACGGAAGCUCUGCUUCUUGUUGACUAGGAGGUUCCUCCUUGAUGCCUCUGCAACACCGUCUGAGCUGCUUGAAGUGGAUGUUCUUGCGAACGUGUGUUGCACCUAUCCUUCGAGCGCUGCCUUGAAGCGACUAUUGUCCGAUGCCUGGAACAAGCAUCAAGAUACCAUAACAUCCAGCCUCGAGAAGACAAAGACCAAGAUUAUCAAAGAGCUUUCGUUGCUGAAUCCUACCAAGUCUAUGACCGUCCUCUCAGACAUCCGCCUCUUGACUAUUCUGGCGUCUGCACUGCCCGGUUGCGGCCAGGUCCUCAUGACGGGGUCUGACUUUCUGGACACAUUCGCCGAUGCAUACCAAACACACAAACGAGCGGACAUCCGUAGUGUCCUUGUAGCGAACGUCUACGUCGGUCUAGCAUCGCUCCUCAAAGGCCCCAAGCUGAACCUCUCCGCGCUGCUGGACCAGCUCUACAGUCUAAAGUCCGGCGUUGGCAUCGGAUCCUCAACAACGAAAAAGGAGCCCACCCUCCUGUCCGACGUCAUCUGCAGUACAGACCUUCUAGUCCGUCUCGACCGCCACCUCAGCACCCAUCCCCAGAAACGAGGCCAAGACCUCCUCACCAGUCUACGAACCUACCAAGAAGAGACAAAGAUCUUUCACCGUCGCCAUCAAAAACAAAAGAAGCGACUCCUCGACAAAGGCAAGGGCCGUGCCGCCACGGACCUCCCCGCCCCCGAAGACAUGCACAUCCAUCGCAUGUCCCUCAUCACCCAAGUCCAAGACCUCUUCCCCGACAUAGGCUCCGGCUACAUCACCCGCCUGCUAGACCACUACAAUGACGACCCCGAAACAAUAGUCUCCCAUCUCCUCGACGACUCCAUCCCCUCUGAACUCCGCACCUUAGACAAAUCCGAACAACUCCCUACAUCAACAUCAACAUCAACCCUCCCACACGACCCUCUCCCGCCCCGCUCAACGCCACCGCCCACAGAACCAGCCCUUCCAACCCGCAAAAACAUCUUCGACAACGACGUCGACCUCGCCGAACUAUCCGACCAAUCCACUCUCCACCACGGCCGCCGCACCAACACCACCCAAGCCGACGACCUCCUCGCCGACCGCACCCACCACGCCGCCAAGAAAGCCGCCAUCCUCUCCGCCCUGGCAACCUUCGACUCUGAUGACGACGAACGCGACGACACCUAUGACAUCGCCGACGUCGGCGGCACCAUUGAUGACACCACCACCGACGAUGCCAAGGCUGCAGCAGAACAACAACAAGAGGCAGAACUCUCCCUCUACCGAGCAUACAAGUCUAAUCCGGCCCUGUUCGCGCGCGACUCUGCUACGCGACGCUCACAGCCUCGCGACUCACUUAAGCGCGAAACCGGCAUGACGGAUGAAGCGAUCGAGGGGUGGGCGGUCAUGUUGUCUCGGGAUCCGAAACGGAUGGCUAGAUUGGAGGAUAAGAUGGCUUUCGGUGCUGAUGGUGGUGGGUUGAAUCAGCCUGAGUUACCGGCUACGUCGUAUCGGAGACCUGGUGCUGGAGCUGAAGAUGACGAUGAGAGUGAGACAGGUGGGAGCAGCAGCUCAAGAGGAAGAGGAGGACGCGGACGCGGUGGGAGAGGUCGGGGACGUGGUGCAGGACAGCAGGGUAGUACUCCUGGGAAUAGUAACCCUGCUGUUGCGCGGCAGAGAAAAGAGGAGAAUAAAGCUAGUCGGGCGAAUCAUAAUCGUCGACAGCAGCGAGCGAGGAAGGUUGCGAGGGCUGGGGGCAUGAUGGGGUAG
Molecule: messenger RNA, 2040 nt
Organism: Aspergillus niger
Lineage: Eukaryota; Fungi; Ascomycota; Eurotiomycetes; Eurotiales; Aspergillaceae
Exons: 1
Coding region: 1-2040 (679 amino acids)
Molecular function (GO): ubiquitin binding
Source: RefSeq, a predicted model, not a curated record